Messenger RNA from Phalaenopsis equestris, 1072 nucleotides. RefSeq names its product CCG-binding protein 1. Gene Ontology annotation, cellular component: cytosol; nucleus. Gene Ontology annotation, molecular function: mediator complex binding. Gene Ontology annotation, biological process: pollen tube guidance. The transcript has 3 exons. The coding region runs from base 72 to 680 and encodes 202 amino acids. Lineage: Eukaryota; Viridiplantae; Streptophyta; Magnoliopsida; Asparagales; Orchidaceae. The record is from RefSeq and is a predicted model, not a curated record.
CCUCUGCAUCAAUUACCAAAAGAAAGAAAAAGGAUAAACCUCUCCCCUAAAACCCUUUGGCUCUCUACCAAAUGCUUCGAUCUCUCGCACCUCCGACGUCUGCACCGCCCCUGCUGUUCGAUUCCGCCGCCGGCGAUCUAUCUCGAUGCCGGCCGGCGAGGCCGGCGGCGGCGUGUUGCAGCGGGCAGAGGAGCAGCGCGUACAUACCAAAGCUUGAACCUUUCAGCCGGAGUAAGAUCGAUCGGAGGCUAAAGGACCCGCCUUUUUUGCAGAAGUUUGAGAACGAUCUCACUGAUUACUGCUCAACCCUUGAAGGGGACAAAGCCUACAGCUGCUGGAUGGCCUACUUCAAGCUGAAAGAUCUUGAAGAGGAAAUGACGAGAGAACAAGUGGAGAAGUUUGUAAGGCAGGCUGGUGGAGUAAAAUCUUUUAUUGGAUGUUUGCAUGGGUUAACAGCAAUGCUUAAAAAUGAUGCAAAAAACCAGCAAAAGCACAUACCAUCAAAUUUUAAGGCCGAGAAAGAAGCGCCCGUCCAUGUACCCGACGGCAUCCCGAAAACAAAGCAAGAGCUAGAGGAAGAAGAGAAUGGAAAAAUGCCGGAUUCUUCCUUCACGAGGCUUCUAAGGACCAUGGGAAGGGCUCCUGCUUGGUAUUCUCAAGCCCCGGAUCAUGAAAUGUGAAGAAUAAAUGCUUUGUUGUAAGUUUCAAUGGCAAUGCUUGCAUGGAGUUUGUGCUACAGGACCGGCUCUUAUGAGUGGAGAUGGAUGGGGAAGUAUAAGCAUUGUUUAUGCUUGUUGAUAUCUUUCGUAUGAUGCGGAACUGUGGAUAUUGGUCUUCACUGGUUUUGGCUCACUGUUUCACUUAAAAUAAUGUGAAGAUUAGUGUAGUUUUAUAGUGAUGUAGAUUUGUAUUUUAAGGUAUUCACAACUAAAAAAUGUGAUUUUAGAAGCAGAAGUAUGCUGUAGUUUAAACCGCCAAUAAUAACCCCCUAUAGCAAACUAAUGUGCCCCGCUCCCUCACCCAAAUGUUUGAUUGUUCUUAUUUCAGAAUAAGUUAUUUACCUUUUGAUGUU